Molecule: messenger RNA, 3742 nt
Organism: Tupaia belangeri chinensis (Chinese tree shrew)
Lineage: Eukaryota; Metazoa; Chordata; Mammalia; Scandentia; Tupaiidae
Gene: SOX13
Product: SRY-box transcription factor 13
Exons: 14
Coding region: 437-2284 (615 amino acids)
Biological process (GO): cell fate commitment; regulation of transcription by RNA polymerase II
Cellular component (GO): nucleus
Molecular function (GO): RNA polymerase II cis-regulatory region sequence-specific DNA binding; DNA-binding transcription factor activity, RNA polymerase II-specific
Source: RefSeq, a predicted model, not a curated record
GUCGGAGCCCCUGCCUCGGAGCGCCGAGCGGGAGAGCCCGAGAGCCGCCGAGCGGGGCGGGCCGGCGCAGUGUCCGGGCCAGUCCGGGAGCAGGAGCGCGGAAGGCAGGGACGCGGCCGCAAGCCAGGGCAGAGGGCAGAGUGCAGAGAGAGGCCUGCCUCGGCCGAGGGGCCCGGCCGGAACCAGCUCGCCGCCGGGGAAGGCAGCCCCUCGGGGCGCAGAUCCCGGUGGCCACCGGUCCGGAGCUACUCCCAGGCCGACGGUGGGGGGCGUGCCCCCUCCCAGCCCAGCUGCUCCAGCCCCGCCGGCCUGCACGUUGCGUCGCCGGGGUAUGUGAGCGGGAAGCCCCAGCUACCAGCCGCGAGGACCGCACGGAGGAGGAGGCGGAGCAGGAGCGCGGAGCGGCGAGCCCGAAGCCGAGCGCCUGGCUGAGUAGAUGUCCAUGAGGAGCCCCGUCUCUGCACAGCUGGCCCUGGAUGGCGUUGGCACCAUGGUGAACUGCACCAUCAAGUCCGAGGAGAAGAAGGAGCCUGCCCACGAAGUCCCCCAGGCCUCAGCCACCGCUGCUGAACCCCAGCCUGGAGACCCAGCCCGGGCCUCUCAGGACAGUGCUGACCUGCAAGCUCCAGCCCAGGACUGUAGCUCUCCAGAGACCAAUGGGUCCCCAGAGCCCAAGAAAGCAGGAGCCUCUGAGGCUGCUUCUGGAAGCCAGGAGAAACUGGACUUCAACCGAAACUUAAAAGAAGUCGUGCCAGCCAUUGAGAAGCUUCUGUCCAGUGACUGGAAGGAGAGGUUUCUGGGAAGGAACUCUGUGGAGACCAAAGAUGUCAAAGGGACCCAGGAGAGCCUGGCAGAGAAGGAGCUUCAACUUCUGGUCAUGACCCACCAGCUGUCCACCCUGCGGGACCAGCUUCUGACGGCGCAUGCAGAGCAGAAGAACAUGGCUGCCAUGCUGUUCGAGAAGCAGCAGCAGCAGAUGGAGCUGGCCCGGCAGCAGCAGGAGCAGAUCGCUAAGCAGCAGCAGCAGCUGAUUCAGCAGCAGCACAAGAUUAACCUCCUCCAGCAGCAGAUCCAGCAGGUCAACAUGCCUUACGUCAUGAUCCCAGCCUUCCCCCCAAGCCACCAACCUCUGCCUGUCACCCCUGACUCCCAGCUGGCUUUGCCCAUUCAGCCCGUGCCCUGCAAACCAGUGGAGUACCCGCUGCCGCUGCUGCAUGGCCCCCCUGCCCCAGUGCUGAAGAGGCCUGGGGCCGUGGCUGCCCACCACCCCCUGCAGGAGUCUUCCCAGCCCCUGAACCUCACCGCCAAGCCCAAGGCCACUGAGCUGUCCAACACCUCCAGCUCCCCUGGCCUGAAGUUGAGCGGCUGUGGACCCCGCCCUCCCAGCCAUGGGGCCCCCAUGCGGGACCUGCAGUCCAGCCCUCCUGGCCUGCCUCUGGGCUUCCUUGGUGAGGGGGAUGCUGUCACCAAAGCCAUCCAGGAUGCUCGACAGCUGCUGCACAGCCACAGCGGGGCCUUGGAAGGCUCCCCCAGCACUCCCUUCCGGAAGGACCUCAUCAACCUGGACUCGUCCCCAGCCAAGGAGCGACUGGAGGAGAGCUGUGUACACCCGCUGGAAGAAGCCAUGCUGAGCUGUGACGUGGACGGCUCCCGCCCCUUCCCUGAGUCCCGACACAACAGCCACAUCAAGAGGCCCAUGAAUGCCUUCAUGGUGUGGGCCAAGGACGAGCGCCGGAAGAUUCUCCAGGCCUUCCCGGACAUGCACAACUCCAGCAUCAGCAAGAUCCUAGGCUCCCGCUGGAAGUCCAUGACCAACCAGGAGAAGCAGCCCUACUACGAGGAACAGGCGCGGCUGAGCCGGCAGCACUUGGAGAAGUACCCCGACUACAAGUACAAGCCGCGGCCCAAGCGCACCUGCAUCGUGGAAGGCAAGCGGCUGCGUGUGGGCGAGUACAAGGCCCUGAUGCGGACCCGGCGCCAGGACGCCCGCCAGAGCUACGUGAUCCCUCCGCAGGCUGGCCAGGUGCAGAUGAGCUCCUCAGAGGUCCUGUACCCCCGGGCAGCGGGCAUGCCCCUGGCACAGCAGCUGGUGGAGCACUACGUCCCCCAGAGCCUGGACCCCAACAUGCCUGUCAUCGUCAACACCUGCAGCCUCCGGGAGGAGGGCGAGGGCGCAGACGACAGGCACUCGGUGGCUGAUGGCGAGAUGUACCGGUACAGCGAGGACGAGGACUCAGAGGGCGAGGAGAAGAGCGACGGGGAGCUGGUGGUGCUCACGGACUGAAGCCAGCGUGCGCUGGCCUCCCCUCUGCUGGGGACAGAGACCUCACCCAGCACCACGGGCACAGCCGCCGCCUGGACGGUGUCGGUACUGGACUGGGGCGUGCCCGGGAGAUGGCAGAGCUCUGCACUUGUAGAUACUCGCGAGGGGGCGCCCCCUCCCGCCACACCCUGGCACACCCGUGGUGCUGUUGGCUUAGGGGCACAGGCCUGCCUGGUGGUGUGGGCCGGGCUGGCUGGGCUGGCCGACUCCCCAGCCCUCGGGGCUCCUGCCAGGGGACACUGUAUGACCCUCCUCUCCUGCAGCACCCCACCCCCUGGGGGGGUAUGGCAGCUACAGACGCGUCCUGUCCUGGGUCACAUGCUUUGUUUCCAUUCCUGCCAUGGCUGGACCGGCCACUGUGGGACCAACACCCCUUCCCACUCUCAUCACACCUCGAUCAGCAGGGUUACUUUGUACCGUGUGCAAAAGGGUCUGCGUCCUCGCCGUCUUUCUCUGCCGAGCCCAACGUGCCUCUGGCUGCUCCGCGCCUGUGUGUGUGUGUGUGUGUGUGUGUGUGUGUUUUCUUCUGUUCAUUCCUUGCACAAGAUAUUUAUUGAGUGCCCACCGUGUGCCAUGCACCAUGGCUGUGUUCCUGUGGGUGGGUCUUGAUGCCACACUUGCUUCUCUGGGGGCCUCUGUGCGUCUCUUUGUCCCCAAAUUGCUACCUCUUUGUUGGUCUGGGUGUCUCAGGUUCUGUGCAUCCUUGUGUGUGUGUGUUUUGCUGUCCUUGUCUCUCUGCAAAGCCCUCUUUGUCUCUCUCUCUCUCCCCCUCUCGGUGUCUGUCCUUGUCCCUGAUGCCACCUAGUCUUGGUUCUCUGGGUCUUCUUAGGCCCUGGGCCAUCCGCCUUCCUGACCCCCUGCUGACCCCCACGCUCUCCCUGACUGCCAGCUGGCUGGCUCCGAUCAGCCUCCCUCCACAGGGCUCUGUGGCCCAGCCCUAGUCCUGACCUGGGGACCAGGAGUAGGGCGGAACUGAAGUCCGCCCUUCCUGUGGUGACCGAGGCCUGGAGAGGGCUCCCACGGGCUCCCUCAGCAGUUCCUCCCUCAUGAACACCGGGUCAGGGACUCCCCACCACCCCACUCUGCCCCAGGAAAGGGUCUUAGCCCCCAUCAGCUUCACAAGUUCUUCCCCUAAGGAAAUCCAGUCCCCUUGAUAACCUAACUCCAGAGAUCUGGAAUAGCCCUUGGGUCAGGGUGGGAAGGGAUCCCCAAAGCCCACAGGGGUCUUCCCCUCCCCUCCCCACCCCUCAGCUCCCCUCUCUCUGCAGGCUGUUUCUUUUUUAUGACUGUAAACAUAGAUAGUGCUUUAUUUUGUUAAUAAGAUGAUGAAUAACUUAACCAGCACAUCUCUCCUGUUUACACUGGGCUUGGCCUUUUUGGUUGUGUUUUCUGAUGGAAAAAUAAAGACAGACCAUUUCA